CAGGCCAUGGAGGACGAGGAGCGACAGAAGAAGCUGGAGGCCGGCAGAGCCAAGCUUGCCCAGUUUCGGCAAAAGAAAGCUCAGUCUGAUGGACAGAAUCCUUCCAAGAAGCAGAAAAGGAAGAAAAAAUCAUCAGCCAGAAAAUAUGAAGAUUCUUCAUAUACUUCCAAUAUUGAUCAGUCACAAGGUGAUGAGUUGUACAUGACUGGCUCUCAGAGAGGAGCAUCAGUGACUCCUGAAUUCAGUAUAAUGAGAACUUUACACACUGGAGAAAUAAUCAAACAUGACCAGUCCUACACUAUUGAACCAGAAAGUGAAAUUUCGACCACCGCGGAUGAUUAUAGUUCAGAGGUCAAUGGUUGCAGUUUGGUGAGAGCAGAUAUUCCUACAAAUUUAUUAAUGGAAGAAGAGUUUGGCGUUGGUGAGUCUUGUUCUGAACAAGGAGCACAGUACCCUUCGACACGACUAGCGAUGAUGGAGAAUGAAUUGGUUGGGAAGCAGCAAGAGAUUGAGGAGCUUACCAGAGAGCUAGAGGAGAUGAGGGCAGCGUAUGGCACAGAAGGAUUGCAGCAGCUUCAAGAAUUUGAAGCUGCAAUUAAGCAAAGAGAUGGCAUCAUAACCCAACUUACUGCUAACCUACAGCAAGCAAGAAGAGAAAAAGAUGAGACUAUGAGAGAGUUUUUAGAACUGACAGAACAAAGUCAAAAGUUGCAAAUACAGUUCCAACAUUUACAGGCUAGUGAAACUCUGAGAAAUAGCAGUCAUAGUAGCACAGCUGCAGAUUUACUUCAAGCCAAACAACAGAUUCUCACUCAUCAGCAGCAGCUAGAAGAACAAGACCAUUUAUUAGAAGAUUAUCAAAAGAAGAAAGAAGAAUUCAAAAUGCAAAUUAAUUUCUUGCAAGAGAAAAUUAGAACUUAUGAGAUGAAGGAACAAAAUGAAAAAGUAGAAGAUUCAAGUAAAAAGGAAUUACAGGAAAAGGAAUCAGUCAUUGAAGAGUUAAAAACAAAAAUAAUAGAAGAAGAAAGAAACUCACUUGAGCUGAAGGAUAAGCUAUCAGCUACUGAUAAAUUGCUGGGGGAAUUCAAAGAACAGAUUAUAGAAAAGAACCAAGAAAUAAAUAAUAUAAGACUAGAAUUAACUAAUUCUAAACAAAAAGAAAGACAGUGUUCUGAUGAAAUAAAACAACUAAUGGGGACUGUUGAAGAACUUCAGAAGAAAAAUCAUAAGGACAGCCAAUUUGAAGCUGAUAUGGUGCAAAGAAUGGAACAAGAAACUCAAAGAAAAUUGGAGCAACUCCGGGCAGAGUUGGACGAAAUGUAUGGGCAGCAGAUUGUGCAGAUGAAACAAGAGUUAAUAAAACAGCAUGUGUUACAGAUAGAUGAACUUAAUGCACGACAUAAAGGAGAACUAGAAAAUACUUUAAAAUCAUGUCCAAAUAUUCCAAUAAAUGAAAAUCAGAUACAGUUAAUGAAUAUGGCAAUUACUGAAUUGAAUUUAAAACUUCAAGAUGCUAAUUCUCAAAGGGAAAAAAUAAAAGAAGAAUUAGAAGUAAUUUCAGAAGAAAAGUCUGCUUUACAGAGACAGCUUGAAGACCUUUUUGAAGAAUUAAGCUUUUCCAGGGACCAGGUUCAGAGAGCUAGACAGACAGUAGUUGAGCAGGAAGGUAAACUCAAUGAAGCAUACAAAUUGCUUAGCAGUGUGGAAGAUUUGAAAGCCCAGAUUGUGUCUGCAUCUGAAUCCAGGAAGGAGCUAGAAUUAAAACAUGAGGCUGAAGUUACCAAUUACAAGAUAAAGCUUGAAAUGCUAGAGAAAGAAAAGAAUGCUGUGUUAGACAGAAUGGCGGAAUCUCAAGAAGCGGAAUUGGAAAGACUGAGAACUCAGCUGCUCUUCAGUCACGAAGAGGAGCUCUCUAAACUCCGAGAAGACUUAGAAAUUGAACAUGAAAUAAAUGUAGAAAAACUUAAAGAUAACUUAGGUAUUCACUAUAAACAGCAAAUAGAGGAAUUACAUAAUGAAAUGAGUCAAAAGAUAGAGGCCAUGCAAUUUGAAAAGGACAAUUUAAUAACUAAGCAGAAUCAGUUACUUUUAGAAAUUUCAAAGCUGAAAGAUUUACAGCAAUCUCUUGUAAAUUCAAAAUCAGAAGAGAUGACCCUUCAAAUCAGUGAACUUCAGAAAGAGAUUGAAGUACUCAGACAGGAAGAAAAGGAAAAGGGCACGCUUGAGCAAGAAGUACAAGAGUUACAACUUAAAACUGAAUUUUUGGAGAAGCAAAUAAAAGAGAAAGAAGAUGACCUUCAAGAAAAAUUUACACAACUUGAAACUGAGAAUACCGUUCUUAAAAAUGAAAAGAAAGCUCUGGAAGACAUGCUGAAAAUAUAUUCUCCUAUUAGCAAAGAAGAAAGCUUGAUUUUUGUAGAUUCAGUUAAGCCCAAAUCUGAAGACUGUGACUGGCAAAAAAAAAUUGAUGUACUCCUAGAAGAAAAUGAGAGGCUCACCAAGCAAUGCACUCAGCUAAAUGAAGAGAUCGAGAAACAAAGGAACACAUAUUCAUUUGCUGAAAAAAAUUUUGAGGUUAACUAUCAGGAGUUACGAGAAGAAUAUGCUUGUCUUCUGAAGGUAAAAGCUGAUUUAGAGGACAGUAAAAGCAAGCAGGAAGUAGAAUAUCAAAUGAAGCUGAAGGCUCUCACUGAUGAGCUUUAUCAUUUACAGAAAAGUAAGCCAGUUCUAGUGAAAACUAAAAGUGCAGAUUGUGAAAGCUGUAAAGAUGACAAGCCUUUCACAGCAGAGAUUUCUGAAGUUGGUGAAGUUGUUGAGAAAGAUACUACAGAACUUAUGGAGAAGCUUGAGGUGACCCAGCGAGAGAAAUUAGAACUCUCUGAGAGACUGUCAGAUCUUUCUGAACAGUUAAAGCAGAAGCAUGGUGAAAUUAAUCACUUAAGUGAGGAAGUUAAAUCCUUAAAGCAAGAGAAAGAACAAGUUUUAAAAAGAUGCAAAGAGCUAGAAAUCAUCGUUGGCCAUAGUCGAGCAGAGCAUGUGGAUGAGUUAAAACUUAAGCCGUGCAGUUUUAAAGAUGGUAUUCAAACAGAGGGAAGUAAAGAUUCUGAAAGUCCUGCAUUUAAAAUACAUGAAGAUUUUAGUGAAGGGGCACAGAUCAUAGAGGAAAAUAAAGUUUCAUUUGAAGAUGAGACUGUUAAAAAAGAAAUCAAUCAAGAACUGGGGAAACCUGAAAAGUAUUCACUUUUGGAUCACGUGGACUCUGUGACUGAGCAGUUGGCUGAUGAGUCGUCAUCAUCAUCUUUGGCCAUUGCACAGAGUGAAAAUGACCAGCUUCGGCAGGAGCUCAGUAUUCUGAAAUCUGAACAGGCGGAUUUGAGGCUUCAGAUGGAGGCGCAGCACCUUUGCCUUUCCCUGGUUCAUUCAGCUCACGUGAAGCAGGUGCGUGUCUGCAUGGAGGAGGAGAGAGCAAGUGCGCUAAGCAGCCUUAGAGAGGGACUUGUUUCUGCUCAUGAAGAGGAGAUGAAGGAGCUUCAGAAAAUACAUAUUUUAGAGCUACAGAAUGUAAAGAGACAAGAAGCAGAUGGUGAAGGGAUGUCUUUAGAGAUGCUUAUGGAGAAACUCCACAAGGCAGUGAUUAAGGAAUGCUCUUGUUUUAAUCAGUCUUUGUGCAACAUCCUUGGUACGUGUAACACAGCUCCUUUCAAAUAUGAAGUAAAAGUAAAAGGAGAAAUUCCUGAUAUUUAUUCCUCUGAAGUUCAAGAAGAUAGCCCAGAAUUGCAAAAUUGCACAUUUGAAGUUCAAGACUUGCAAUCAAAUCUGCAAUCUCUUAUUAACAAAAUAGCAGAAGAAUGCAACAAGCUGUUGGCACUUCAAUCACAAAUAACUAAGGAUUGUGAAAAGAUUCAAGAACAACAGGCAGAAAAUGCAAAACUUGAAUUUACAAAAGAGGAGGAAAUGACUAAUCUCAAGACAAUGAAAGCGAAGUGUUUCUCAGUCUCUUCUCAGACAAAAGAUACUGAUGUGAUAGGUAGUUUGCCUCCUUUAGAAGGCAUGGAAAAAUUGAAAAAUCAGCUUGAAGCACAAGAUACUCAAGAGGAAGGACACCUUCCGUGUAAUUUCCAGCCACAGUUGAAAGAGAUUGGAGUAAAGGACACUCCAGAGAACCUCCAUUUGCAAGAGGAGCUUCAGCUGGUUAAAGACCCCAUUCUUCAGCCAAGCUCAUUCACUGAAUCACUGACAAAUAUUAAUCAGGUUGUGCUGAAAACAAAGUAUAUCGAAAGUUGUCUUCAAAAGACUGAAGAUGGUUCAGCAAAGUUUACUAAUGAAACUGGAAUGAAAGAAGAAAUGGAUAUUGUUCAGUUACUGGAAAAACAGCACCAAGAAAGGUUAGAAGAAGAGGUGGCUAAGGUCAUUGUAUCAAUGAGCAUAGCAUUUGCUCAGCAGAGUGAAAUAGCAAGACUUUCUGGGCAAAAGAAGAACAUUGCAUCAGUGACACAAAUAAAUACCUGUCAACGAAAAGAACCCUUUGCAACUGAAACGAAACAUUCUAAAAAUGUGUUUAGCAUACAGGCUUUUGAGGCAGAAGAAAUGAAAUUGAAAGAACUAAAACCUCUCAGCAAAGAGUUGAGUGAAGAAGAAUCCAAGGAAAUUCUUUUAUCCAGUACUAAUAAUCUUGAAAGCACGUUGGAAUUGAAGGACCAAGAAAUAGAUUUUUCAAGAGAAAUGUUCUUCCCAAACAGAGAGUUUAUUUUUACAGAACAUAUCCAGGAUGAGAUUUUGGCAUCAAAUACAGACGCUUCUAGGCAACUGCUGGUACCUGAAGAGCAGUUGGAAGACCUGAGGCAGGAGUUGGUGCGGCAGUACCAGGAGCACCAGCAGGCCACCGAGUUGUUGAAGCAAGCUCACAUGCGCCAGAUGGAGAGGCAGCGGGAAGACCAAGAGCAGCUGCAGGAGGAGAUCCGGAGGCUGCACAGGGAAUUAGCCCAGAGUGCCUCAAUAGAUAAUGAAAACCUGGUUACAGAGAGAGAGAGGGUGCUUUUAGAGGAGCUGGAAACCCUACAGCAGCGAUCAUUAGCUGGAAGAGAGAAGCUGUGUUGUGAGCUGCGCAGCAGCUGUACGCAAACACAGGAUGAAAAUGAGAACCAAGUAGUCGAAGAACAACAAAUUGUUCAGGAUGAAUCAGAGGACAAAUCUCAAACUGUGGCUUCUGACAUUCUCUCUAAAGAAAGAUAUGCUCUCCAGAAAGCUAAUAACAGACUUCUCAAGAUCCUCUUAGAAGUUGUAAAGACAAUAGCAGCAGUUGAAGAAACAAUUGGCCGCCAUGUUCUUGGAAUUUUGGAUCGCUCUAAUAAAGGCCAGUCCUCAGCCAACAUCGUUUGGAAGUCAGAGGCAGAAGGAACAGGGAAGUCCUGCUCCCGUGAGGAAGACAUAGAAGAAGAGUCCAUAGGCUCUUACUGUGGAAGUGGCAUGCCAAGUAAUGCCACUGGCACAUGGUCAGAAAUAACUGAUGAAAGAAUGGAACUGUGUCAGCGUCUUCUGAGAUGCGGUUUUGCUGGAGCUGAAAUAGACCCUGAAAAUGAAGAACUCAUCUUGAGUGUUAGUUCUCGGCUACAGGCAGCAGUUGAAAAACUUCUAGAAGCCAUAAGUGAAACAAGUAAUCAGCUUGAACAUGCCAAGGUUACACAGACAGAGUUGAUGCAUGAGUCAUUCAGACAAAAACAGGAGGCCACAGAGUUUCUGAAGUGCCAAGAAGAGUUACAAGAGCGACUCAAUGAAGAGUUGAAAGCCAGAGAACAGUUGGCUGUGGAGCUUAGUAAGGCAGAGGGUAUCAUUGAUGGCUAUGCAGAUGAAAAAGCUCUUUUUGAAAGGCAAAUUCAGGAAAAAAGUGACAUAAUUGACCACCUUGAGCAGGAAUUGUUAUGUAUAGGUAACAGAUUACAGGAAUUGGAAGCAGAAAGACAACAAAUUCAGGAAGAAAGAGAAUUACUCUCUAGACAGAAAGAUGCCAUGAAAGCAGAAGCAGGACCAGUUGAACAACGGCUAGUAGAUGCUGCAGUCGAUGCAGCACCCGGAGCAGAAUUACUGCAAGAAACAGAAAAGCUAAUGAAGGAAAAACUAGAAGUGCAAUGUCAAGCUGAAAAGGUCUGUGAUGACCUUCAGAAACAAGUGAAAGCUCUGGAAAUGGACAUCGAGGAACAGGUCAGCCGCUUUAUGGAACUAGAACAAGAAAAGAAUGCUGAGGUGAUGGAUCUGAGACAGCAGAACCAGGCCCUGGAGAAACAGCUGGAGAAAAUGAGAAAAUUUUUAGAUGAACAAGCAAUUGAUCGAGAACAUGAAAGAGAUGUGUUCCAACAAGAAAUCCAGAAACUAGAACAGCAGCUGAAGGCCACCCCAAAGUUUCAGCCCAUCAGUGAGCAUCAGACGAGAGAGGUUGAACAGUUAACAAAUCAUCUCAAAGAAAAAACAGACAAAUGCAGUGAGCUGUUGCUAUCUAAAGAGCAACUCCAGAGGGAUGUGCAAGAACGGAAUGAAGAAAUUGAGAAACUGGAAUCCCGAAUAAGGGAACUGGAGCAAGCGUUACUCAUUAGUGCGGACACUUUACAAAAGGUGGAGAACCGAAAACAGUUCGGAGCUGUGGAAGCCAGAGAAUUGCCCUUCGAAGUACAAUUACAGGCAGAACGAGAAGCUUUAGAUAGAAAGGAAAAAGAGAUCACGAACUUAGAAGAGCAGUUAGAGCAGUUUAGAGAAGAGCUGGAAAAUAAAAAUGAAGAAGUUCAGCAAUUGCACAUGCAGUUAGAAAUACAGAAGAAGGAGUCUACUACACGCCUGGAAGAGCUCGAGCAAGAGAAUAGAUUGUUCAAGGAUGAAAUGGAAAGCCUAGGUUUUACUGUACAAGAAUUUGAAGAUAUCUCCACAAAGGACCAUCAUCAGCUGUUUGGGAAAUUUACUCAAAUGAUACAGGAGAAAGAAUUAGAAAUUUGUAGACUAAAUGACCAAAUUACAAAACUUCAGCAGCAGCAGCUUGAAAUUACAACAGAUAAUAAGGUUAUUGAAGAAAAAAAUCAACUGAUACAAUAUCUGGAAUCUCAGCUAGAGUGUCUUAAGAGUGACCAAGAACGUAUAAAGAAAAAUAGUGAAGAAGAAAUAGAACAGUUCAAUGAUGUAAUUGAAAAACUUCAGCAGGAAUUGUCAAAUAUUGAACAGAAGGCACUGGUGGACGGCCCUUCUCUUCCAGAGGAGUCUGACAGUCUAAAACAGCAGCUGGAUGCUCUGAAAGCUGAAAAACUGGCUUUGGAGCAGCAAGUGGAAAGAACCCAAGAAGAGGUGGUCCUCGCCCAGACUGCCCUUGAGGAGACUAAUUUCCAAAUGAAUCAUCUGAAAGAAGAACUGGCCAUCCUGAAGGAAGAGAAGCGUGACCAGGCACAGACUGGAAGUGCCAGGGGCGUGAGGGAGGACAACAGCAAAAACCGACCCGGGGAACUGGUGGCAGCUUUGGAGCCCCUAGAGAGCCAAGCCCCACUCCAGCCCCCAGAAGAAAAGAGCAGGGUCUUUGUCGGCGAUGCAGAGCUGACGCUAGAGCUUACACGGUGCCGUCAGCAUAUGGAGGACAUGAAAGAGCAGGGCCGGGCCGAGAGGGCAGCCCUCCAGGAGGAGGUCAGCAACCUCCAGGAAAUGCUGGAAGAGAAGGUGGCUGCUCUCAUUGUGAGUCAGGCCCAGCUCAGAGCAGUGCAGGAGUACAUGGGCUCCUGGCAGCAGAUGCAAGCACCCUCAGCAGAGCUCUGGGAAGAGGCAGCAUCCCAGCCAUCGGGACCUACCACCAGAACCUCCAAGCCAGGAGGCCAUGUGGCUGAAAUGAAUGAGAAGGAGCCGGCAGAAACUGCAGAGAAAAACACUUUGGAAAAAGACCUUGAGAAGAGCCCGGAGGAGGAAGGGGAAGACACAGGAACAGCUGAGGUAAGAGGAACCAAUGGGGCACUUCAGGAAGAACUAAGCCAAAUUAAGCACCAGCUCAUGGAAGCCGAAAAAAAACUUGAAUGUUAUUCAGAAAAAGAAAGUGAACCCACAGUAUCAGAAAGCAAAAAGUCCUCGUGUGACUUUGGACAGCUUGUUGCUGAAAGAGAUUCUCACCUUCUUGGUAAAAACUCCUCAUCCCAAACAGACAGAAUCCUCUGGGUCAGUAGUGGCAAUCAGACCCCACAGGUCCCUGUUAAAAGUACAGGAAUCCAAAGUGAUUUACAGAGCACCUGUCCAUCAGAAGAAGUCACUGAAAUAAUAAGACAGUUCACCGAAAAAAUUGGCCAAAUGCAGGAACUGCACGCUGCUGAGAUCUUGGACAUGGAAGGCAGACACAUCACUGAGGCCGAGAACCUGAAGAGGGAGCAGUUUGUGGCUGUUCAGCUGCUGACAGAGGAGUGCAACGCCCUGAAGGCGGUGAUCCAGUGCCUACGAACCAAAGAGGGAGUUUCAGUUCCUGGAUCAACACACUCUGACUCUUAUCAAAGUAGAGAAAUGUGUUCCAGUGACUCCGGAUCAGACUGGAGUCCAGGUGCCUGUCUUACACAAAACCAGGGAUUUGAUACAGUAUCAGACGGUCCAGGAGAAGAAGGUGAAAGUUCAACAGAUUCAUUUCCAAAAAAGAUAAAGGGGUUGCUGAGAGCAGUCCAUAAUGAGGGCAUCCAAGUACUCUCUCUCACUGAACCCCCCUACAGUGAAGGAGAUGCCAGUUUUGCUCAGCAAGCUUCAGAAUUUUGGCUGGAAGAAAGAAAAACUUACCUCAAUACAAUCUCAUCUCUUAAGGAUUUAAUUACCAAAAUGCAGGUGCAGAGGGAAACUGAGCUUUAUGAGAGUUCACAGUCCCAUGAAAAUCUUCCAGAUUGGCGAAGUGAAUUUCUGCAUGCCCUUCAGCAAGUCUUUCUAAAGGAACGAAACAUUCUGCUAGCCAUGUUUAAGACGGAUCUGACAUCUCUAGGUACUAGAGAUGUCCUUGGAUUGCUGAACCAGUUGGAGCAAAGAUUACAAGAACAGGGCAUUGAAUACAGAGCUGCCAUGGAGUAUCUUCAGAGUGCAGAUCGAAGAAGCUUGUUGACCGAGAUCCAAACAUUACAGGCUCAGCUGAAUAGUAAAAAGAUGACCAUGAAGAGAGAACAAGAGAGUGAUUCACAAAACCUAGAACUGUUGGAACACAACGUGCAGCAGAAGCAGGCUCAGCUCCUGGAGAUGCAGGUGGAGAUGAGCACACUGAAGGAGAGAGCAGCCGAGCUGCAGGAUGAGCUCAAUUCUGAGAGAGUGAGAGCUGCCGAGCUCCAGGAUGAGCGCGCACAAGCCAAGCUGGAGCUCGAAACAACACUCAAAGCCCAGCACAAGCACUUGAAGGAGUUAGAGGCAUUCAGGAUGGAAGUCAAAGAAAAAACAGAUGAAGUUCAUCUGUUAAAUGAUACAUUAGCCAGUGAACAGAAAAAAACAAGAGAGCUUCAGUGGGCUUUGGAGAAGGAAAAAGCCAAGUUGGAACGUAGCGAGGAAAGGGAAAGAGAAGAACUUGAGGAUCUAAAAUAUUCACUGGAAGGUCAAAAACAAAGGAAUGUUCAAUUAAAUCAACUUUUGGAACAACAGAAGCAGCUCCUGAGUGAUUUGCAACAGAAAAUAGUGUCCCAGGGAACUCUGUAUGAUGCCCAGAUAUCAGAAGAGCGAAGCCAAAAGUCAGAGCUUCAAGGACUGCUUGAAUCAGAGAAAAUUCGAGUUCUAGAAAUGCAGGAGACCCUUGAAAGGGAAAGAGAAUUACAUGCACAGCUUCAGGCUCAUGAUGACCGUGAGCAGGACAAGGCGUCCACAUCAGGGGAAGACGUGCUCAAAGAUCUGCAGAAACAACUGUAUGAAAAGCACAACCGCAUAGUAGAGCUGGUCAGUGCAAUUGAAAAAUAUAAACUGGACUCUUUGCAAAUGAGACAGCAGGUGGAGAAAGAUAGACAAAUCCACAGGAAGACAUUGCUCACGGAACAACAGGCCAGCACUGAGGGACUAAAAAAGAUACAUGAGCUGCAGUCAAAAAUGGAAGACCUCCAUUGGCAGCUGGAAGAGAAAAGGCAACACAUUUAUAAAUUAGAACUCGAAAGAAAGAGAUUACAAGAAAUUAUACAGGAGCUUCAGAAGCAGGAACGAGAGAAGGAAGAAAAAUUUGAAACUGGAAGAGUAUCAUAUCAGAAUCUCAAUGAGCCAACCACAUGGGACUCAUCCAGUGAUCGAACAAGAAAUUGGGUCCUCCAGCAGAAAAUUGAAGGAACUGAGAAAAAAGAAUCAAGUUAUCCCCCAUUGAUUGAGAUGAAUGGGGGUGUAACGACUGAGGAUAUCCGUGAACUAGAGACCAUUAGACAAAAGCUGCAGCUCAUAUCAUCGAAACUACAGCAGCUGGCCCACAAAACCUCUAGCAGGUUACAGUUUGAACCAGCAGAUGAUGAAGAUUUUAUUUGGGUCCAGAAAAAUAUUGAUCAUGUUCUUUUACAAUUACAAAAGUUUACUGGAUUAUCCCAGCAAGAGGAGCCCACUUUGGUAUCACCAGGCAUUUCCUGUAGCUCAUUGACUGAAAGGUUACUGAGACAAAAUGCUGAACUGACAGGACAUAUCAGCCGGCUGACUGAGGAAAAGAAUGAUUUGAGAAAUGUGGUUAUGAAGCUGGAAGAGGAGAUCAGGUGGUUUCGACAGGCAGGACCUUGUGGAGACUAUUCUACUCGCCAUUCAUUCAAUCAUGGUACUAACAUUGAAGCAGUUAUAGCUUCUGAGAAGGAAAUCUGGAACAGAGAAAAGCUGGCUCUCCAGAAGUCCCUGAGACGGGCUGAAGCCGAGGUAUGCAGACUGAAGGCUGAGCUAAGAAACGAAGCUUUGUUGCAAGACUUGAACCCCAGCUCAGAAAAUGCCAUCUUAAAGAGAGUUUAUGGCAAAUAUUUGAGAGCAGAAAGUUUUCGGAAAGCUCUCAUCUAUCAGAAGAACUACCUGCUGCUCUUACUUGGUGGGUUCCAAGAAUGUGAAGAUGCUACUCUGGCCCUCAUUGCACGAAUGGGAGGGCAGCCCUCCUGUACCGACCUAGCAGCCAUCACAAACCAGUCCAAAGGUUUCACCAGGUUUCGAUCAGCCGUUAGAGUGUCUAUUGCAAUUUCAAGAAUGAAGUUCUUGGUUCGCAGAUGGCAUCGGGUAACAGGCUCUUGUUCCAUUAAUAUUAAUAGGGAUGGCUUUGGACAGAAUCCAGGUACGUUUUGGGUCACUUUAGGCACAGAAAAAAGUGAUCCAUUUUAUCCUUCUCCUGGCGGGCUGGAGCUGUGUGGAGAACAGAGACAUUCCUCUUACCGGUCAAGAUCCGAUUUGGACUGCCCCAGGUCUCCUUUACACUUUCAGCACAGGUACCAAGGCCCCACUGCUGACCUAAAUCCUGGAUCCCUCGCAUGUUCUCAACUUCAGAAUUAUGAUCCUGACCGAGCACUGACAGAUUAUAUCAGUCGGUUAGAAGCACUGCAGAGGAGACUUGGAAAUGUACAGUCAGGGUCAACAGCUUCAUACACUCAGUUCCAUGCUGGCAUGAGAAGAUAAUCCCUUGAACAGCAUCAUCAGUUGUAGUAACUUGAAAUAACUGCCUUUUGUAAAUUGAUGCAUCUUUUGUGCUUUUGUAUCAUGUAUAUUUAAUGGGACCAACAUGAACACAGCUCUACGAUUGUAUACAAUUCCCUUGCCAACACAUCUAAGCAAACUGGAAUUUAUGUAUAUAAGCAUUGUGUGUUCAUGCACAGCAAUCACUAAAUUACAUGUAUAUUUGUGGAAUGCUAAUUUAAAUGAUUAACUUAUGGAACCAUGACUCAUGUAUUUAUCAAAGGGAUAAAGAGAUGAAACUUGUGCAUAUAAUUACUGAUGAAAUGUGUAGCUUGCAGUGUCCUGUACUUUUAUUGCAAGACUACUGAAGUUACAUGAUUCUGUCCUAAUAUAUUUGCUACUGGCAGUGCAGACAGAAAAUCGCACUUGUAGAGACCUAUUUUUGUAAUGGUAGACGUUUUGAAUUUUAUGGGGGUAUUUUGUCAAAGUACUGAAAUAAAAAAAAAAACAACUUCAUUUUAA
Molecule: messenger RNA, 12093 nt
Organism: Vombatus ursinus (common wombat)
Lineage: Eukaryota; Metazoa; Chordata; Mammalia; Diprotodontia; Vombatidae
Gene: AKAP9
Product: A-kinase anchoring protein 9
Exons: 50
Coding region: 7-11574 (3855 amino acids)
Biological process (GO): regulation of Golgi organization; regulation of ventricular cardiac muscle cell membrane repolarization; maintenance of centrosome location
Cellular component (GO): synaptic membrane; Golgi stack; cis-Golgi network
Molecular function (GO): molecular adaptor activity; protein kinase A regulatory subunit binding; DNA binding
Source: RefSeq, a predicted model, not a curated record